This is a messenger RNA of Acaulospora morrowiae, 944 nucleotides long. NCBI's taxonomy places the organism in Eukaryota, Fungi, Glomeromycota, Glomeromycetes, Diversisporales, Acaulosporaceae. The record is from the annotation of a GenBank genome assembly.
UUAAAAUUACACCUUCUUCAGUCACUCCAAAGAACAAGACGUCAAGUUCGACUACAAUUCUUACGCGUUCCACGUUACCGAUACGAGAUCUACCAGAAUGCCUAAGAAUUAGUCAUAGCAUUCGUUCUCUAACAACUUCAUUACAAGUAGAUGCUAUUAAGCUUCUACAGACGAAUCCUUCCUUUCUAACUAUUGAAGCACAAAGCCUGUUAUCACAGUUUUCUGGUGAUAUAUCUAGCCGAUUGCCGUUUAGUUACAAUGGUUUAUUAAGAGUGUCGGACAAUACGGCAUUUUAUAGGAGAGGUUUGCGUUUCGGAAGUAAUCGUCGAUAUUUUGGAUUAAACAACCCCAUUCGAUUCUUAAAUCAACGACGGUUGCAGUUAUUAGAGGCUGAGGCAAACGCAUUUCCCAAUGACGCGUUAAAACAAGCCGAAUUCUAUAAAGAAUUGAUUAGAACAAAUAACUAUAAUGUGAUUAUUUCAAGGUUUGAGCGUGGAAAGUUUGCUCAAGAUGACGAAUGCUUUCAAGCAUAUGUGACUGCGUUGGCAAGAACUGGUCAAACAGAUAAAAUAUUACCAAAAUUAAUGCAGAAAUUGGAGCAAUCUACAGUUGAUGGAACAACGAGGAUCAUUCCCACUAAUGAUUUGGUACAAAACGUUAUUAAAGGUCAAGGGAAAAAAAUAACAGUGGAAGGUGGUCCGCAAACCAUAAAUUCGAGUGCAGGCAAUAAAGAGAAUCCAAUUUAUGUUGUUAUUGAAGAAGCGCGAGGGUAUAUGUUUUGGCGCGCUUUGCGUUGGGUAGGCAUCACCUUCACAUACGCGUUCUGUAUAUUAACCUUCCUAAGUAUUGCUAUGGAAAACUCGGGACUCCUGAAGACAGGUGGAUCACAAUCCGAAUUUGAACCUUCGUCUCAACAGGUGGUUAAAUUUUCGGAUGUUCACGGG